This is a messenger RNA of Tachysurus fulvidraco (yellow catfish), 2946 nucleotides long. It is a transcript of the gene sstr1a, whose product is annotated as somatostatin receptor 1a. Gene Ontology annotation, biological process: cellular response to estradiol stimulus; neuropeptide signaling pathway. Bases 542 to 1636 code for a protein of 364 amino acids. The transcript has a single exon. Gene Ontology annotation, molecular function: neuropeptide binding; somatostatin receptor activity. Gene Ontology annotation, cellular component: neuron projection; membrane. The record is from RefSeq and is a predicted model, not a curated record. Lineage: Eukaryota; Metazoa; Chordata; Actinopteri; Siluriformes; Bagridae.
CAGAGAGAAUGUGAUUCUUUGGGUUAUAGAAAAUGCAGAUUAUGUAUAUAGACAGGUUAAAUAAUAAUAAUCAAAAAAAUGACAUCUCGAUACAGUAUAACAGAGCUGAAGGUGUUUAACACAUUUCAUUUAAUUCCACAAGUGAUUAGAACUGGAUGCCUGCGCCUUAUGGUGCGCUGCUCUGUAAUGUGACAUUCAGAAGAACAGAACUGAAAGCAGGAAUAAAGUUGUCAUUGUAUGACAUUAUCUGAAGUCAUGUGUGGUUUUAAAAUAGUCCUUUUCCAAGGCAAACGUCAUUUUGCAGCGUGUGACGUCGGGAGCCUGAGACUGGCGCGAGGAGAGCGUAACUCUUCACGGCGGCGGUGCUGAUGCGCGCUGCGGCGAGAACUGACAACAGAGAAGAUGCGCGUCUUGCACUUAAAAACAACACGACCGGAGAUCCGCUAAGGCUCUCUCUCUCUCUCUCCCUCUCUCUCUCACACACACAGACACACACACACUGCUCUGUCAUCCGGACCUGGACACUAUAUAUAAUAUCAGUAUGCUGGCCAAUAACACAUUCCCGGACCUGGAAGAUGACUUGUUCUUCAAUUCAUCCGGCAACGAAACGCACGGCGAAGCUCACAGCAGCGCGAUUCUUAUCUCCUUUAUCUACUCUGUCGUGUGUCUGCUCGGGCUUUGUGGCAACUCCAUGGUCAUUUAUGUCAUAUUCAGGUAUGCCAAGAUGAAAACUGCUACAAACAUUUACAUCUUGAACUUGGCGAUUGCGGACGAGCUGCUGAUGCUCAGUGUUCCCUUCUUGGUUACAUCUUCGCUGCUUCGCCACUGGCCGUUCGGCUCGUUUUUGUGCCGUUUGGUUUUAAGCGUGGACGCUGUCAAUAUGUUUACCAGCAUCUACUGCUUAACUGUCCUGAGCAUCGACAGAUACAUCGCCGUAGUGCAUCCUAUCAAAGCGGCCCGUUAUAGGAGACCUACAAUUGCCAAGAUGGUCAACUUGGGCGUGUGGAUGUUCUCGAUCUUGGUCAUUUUGCCCAUCAUCAUAUUUUCCACUUCUACACCAAACUCUGACGGCUCGGUCGCCUGUAACAUGCAGAUGCCGGAGCCGCAGCGUCGGUGGAUGGCAGUGUUCGUGAUUUACGCCUUUCUCAUGGGCUUCCUUUUCCCGGUGCUCGCCAUAUGCAUGUGUUACGUCCUGAUCAUAGCGAAGCUUAGAGUAGUUGCACUGAAAGCGGGCUGGCAACAGCGCAAGAAGUCCGAGAGGAAGAUCACGCUCAUGGUCAUGAUGGUAGUCACGGUGUUCGUGAUCUGCUGGAUGCCAUUUCACGUCGUGCAGCUCGUGAACGUGUUCGAGGAGCGACACAACGCCACAUUCAGCCAGCUGGCAGUGAUUUUGGGUUAUGCCAACAGUUGCGCUAAUCCCAUCCUUUACGGCUUUCUGUCGGACAAUUUUAAACGCUCCUUCCAAAGGAUUUUAUGCCUCAGGUGGGUGGACAGCGCUGCUGAGGAGCCCAUUGACUAUUAUGCCACGGCACUGAAAAGUCGGGGCUUCAGUGUGGACGAGUUUCAGCCUGACAUUAUGGAGUCGGACAGCGCGUACAGGAACGGCACGUGUACGUCCAGAACUACAACACUGUAGUGAGCUGAACUGGUGUCAGAAUGUGCUGACUAGAACAGAUAACACACAGAACGUGUGGUUGCCAUGGCAUUUAUUUAUUUAUUUAUUUAUUUAUUUAUUUAUUUAUUUAUUUAUUUAUUUAUUUAUUUGUGUGUGUGUGUGUGUGUGUGUGUGUGUGUGUGUGUGUGUGUGUGUGUGUGUGUGUGUGUGUGUGUGCGCGCGCGCGCGCGCGGGAAUCAGCCAUUAACCUUUUUGGUCCCCUCUGUUUUACCAAAUCGGAUAAAUCAGGCUUUUUUCCUGUAGAUACAUCGAGUAUGAUACUGAAGCCUUGUAAUUGUGUUAGACUAUUAACUCCUGCCGAUUACAGCCUGAUCGACACAAGAGACUCUCAAAAAACUGAAACGUAGAAUGUUUAUAGAAAAAAGAGGCAUAGGAAAGGCAGACCAACCUUUUCUCUAACCCAGUGUUGUCACUAUUAGUAAUUGUCACCAAAACAAUCUAUAUAAACAUGAAUAUUUUAUAUGACAUUCAGAGUGGUUUCAUCUUUAAUGUGGGAGUGAUCGUAGAGCUAAACACACAUAAGUGCAGGAAAAGGUGCCACCUUCCUUGCCAUGCUUUGUCACUUGGCUUAUUUAAGGUAUACGUCUACUGUAUUGUGUUUAAAUAUCAUGCCAUUCAUCGCUUAACAUUGAAUUAACUUGAAUUGAAGGAAUAUUUUAGCUACAAAUUAAAUUGUCCUAACCCACAGUGUAGUCAGUCAGCAAAUACAUAUUUAGCAUUUUCUUCAUUAGACUUGCACUUGAGCUAUAAAUUUAAAUUAGGAGGAAAAAAAAUUGGGAUUUCAUGAUAGGUACAAAACUUCAGCCAAAAAAAAAAAAAAAAAUUUUCUUUAUAGUUUCAAGAUCUGUAAACUUUCAUACAAGCACAUUCAUUUUGAAACUCCUAUCUCUAACAAAUUACACCUCUCUUACAACAUGUAUAGAACUUAUAUCUGUCUAAAACUAUAAUAAAACCAUGAUUUCCAAAAAAAAAAAAUUAAAAAUAAAAGCAAGAAUUAAACAGAAUUUAAUAUUUACAUAUUCAGUGCCUAUCAGAUAUUGGCAGUCAGGCCAAUGAGUUCUUUUGAAAUAUUCCAUGUUUGUUCAUUCCUUCAUAUUCUUCUUUAGCCUUUUUAUCCUUGUCUGGGUGGCAGUGGAUCCGGAGCCUUUUCUGGGAGUAUUAGUUGCAAGGCAGGAACACACACACACACACACACACACACACACACACACACACACACACACACACACACACACACACACACACACACACACACACACACACACACACAC